GCAGGUUCCCGUAAAGCACCUGGUCCGAUCUGUUACCUAACAACCAAGUCAGCGUUAUCUUACCCAUUUUUUGCCCUCUAAAGUGAACACAGGGCCAGGAUUAAAGCCCAGACCACUGAGCCAGCAACCACGUCUGAGUCAUUCCCAGAAAUCAGGAGCCACCACUGGGGAACACUACAUGUUAUACUCUUCAAGCAACUAACAGCAGCACCGACCACCACAAUGAAGCUUAAAAUCUCCUUCCUCCUUUUGUUGCUGCCACUAAUGCUGAUGUCCAGCGUGUCUAGCAGCCCAACUUCAGGGGUCGCCAGAGGCCGCUGGGACCAACGCCAGGCUCCUAGGAGGUGGCUCUCCGAAGGCAGCCAAGAAUGUGAGUGCAAAGAUCCCUUCCUGGGAGUCCUUAGAAGAAACCUCAUGACAGAGCCCCAGCUGCCAAAGAAGCAGUGUCCCUGUGAUCAUGUCAAGGUCAACGUGAAGAAGACCAGACACCACAGACGCCACAGGAAGCCAAACAGGCGCUCCAGAGCCUGCCAAGAAUUUCUCAAACAAUGUCAACUAGCAAGCAUUGCCCUGCCCUUAUAGACACUCCGAACUAAACCUUCUCAAUCGGAAAGGCUACAAACACUCCUGGAACACCCCUUGCCCGAGCACUCCCUAAGCCAACCCUGUGGUCCAAAGGCAUUUGCCCCCCGCAUCCCAACGAUCAUUUUUCCUUCUACUGUUUUUUCCUGUGCCUUCCGCACUACACAGCUUCGAGCUUAAUUACCCAACUGCCUGAAAGAAACUGGGAAGCACUUCUAGCUGGUCACACUUGACCUGAAUACAAUCCAGACAGUAACAAAGACAAGUCAAUGAAUGUAAUAGGGCCAAAUUCAUUUCUUUUCCAUGUGCAUUCAAUCCACAUGAUCCACUUAGCCCUGUUUGCUCCAAAUCCAGCCAAGAGUCUAUGUUUACCUCUCGCAAGAUCCUUACUCUUUCUCGAUUGUCAACUUCUUAUUCUUUUCUAGGGGAUUAGGGUACCAGGGGUUGAAAUCUGGGGAGUGAUGUACUCUAUCCCAGCCCUUUUUGUUUUAUUUUGAGACAGAGUCUACUGAGUUGCCCAGGCUGUCUCUC
Octodon degus (degu) is the source of this 1113-nucleotide messenger RNA. It is a transcript of the gene Cxcl17, whose product is annotated as C-X-C motif chemokine ligand 17. Gene Ontology annotation, biological process: positive regulation of vascular endothelial growth factor production; macrophage chemotaxis; positive regulation of monocyte chemotaxis. Bases 223 to 582 code for a protein of 119 amino acids. The transcript is spliced from 4 exons. The record is from RefSeq and is a predicted model, not a curated record. NCBI's taxonomy places the organism in Eukaryota, Metazoa, Chordata, Mammalia, Rodentia, Octodontidae.